AUGGGUUGUACUCAGAAUCUUGAUUCGGAUACUGAUGAAUCAACAUCAAAGAAUGUCCAUAGCCAGAGAACCGAAAGCAUAUCUGGCUUUGUCAUGCAAAGAAUAAUAAGGUCAGGAUUUUCUUCUAUCUUUUUGUCUCCUGACAAUACAACUUCGCGUCCUACACUAUCCCUCGAUUUCUUACCUUGUUCUGUAAAGAUUGAGGCUUCGACAAACCAAGGUCUCUUGCUUUGCACGCAUUUCCCGCCACAUAUCGAAACAUUCCGAAGACCUUUGCAUUACAAGAUUGUGAGAUUUUCUCAGCCUAAGUUUCGUACGGAUAGAGAUUCCUAUCGAUUUAACAAUCUUCGAUGCGAGGUUUUUGAUUCAAAGAUCCAUGCAUGGAAGCAACUGAAGGAAGUAAUUUUGUCCGAGUCAUUCCUUGGUUUUAAUCCUGCUGUAUCUGCUUGUGGUUCACUUCAUUGGCUUACGUUUGGAUGUAAAAUUUUUGCCUUCCAUGUGAAGGAAGAGAUAUAUAGCAUGAUUUCGCUACCCGAACCGGUUCGUAAGAAUUAUCAUCAAAAGAUCAUGAUGCUCGGUGAGUUUGAGGGAAAUCUUGCCCUAAUAUGUAAAGAGGAAGGCGAACGUUUCAUGGAGCUAUGGAUCAUCGAGAACUAUGAUAGAAAAAUAUGGAAGAAGAAGCAGAUAGUGAACUUUGAAGCUUUAACAAAAGAGUUACCAUAUAUUAUCCUUACUGGCGUCUGCAAUGCUAAUGUUGCAUUAAGGGAUGGAAUUGAUAAGUUGACAUUUUUCAACUUAAAAGAUGGAAGAACUAAACCUUUGAGACUGGAGAUGGGCUUUGAUGUUGUGGAGACCUUUUCAUUUGAGUCAGAUUUUGAGCCUUAUGUGGAUGAAUCUGUGUUGGAGGAUCCAAGAGGAAACCAAGAACAAGAGAAUUGA
Messenger RNA from Populus nigra (black poplar), 939 nucleotides. RefSeq lists its product as uncharacterized. The record is from RefSeq and is a predicted model, not a curated record. The coding region runs from base 1 to 939 and encodes 312 amino acids. The transcript is spliced from 2 exons. Lineage: Eukaryota; Viridiplantae; Streptophyta; Magnoliopsida; Malpighiales; Salicaceae.